This is a messenger RNA of Paracoccidioides brasiliensis Pb18, 294 nucleotides long. RefSeq lists its product as uncharacterized. The transcript is spliced from 2 exons. The record is from RefSeq and is a predicted model, not a curated record. The coding region runs from base 1 to 294 and encodes 97 amino acids.
AUGAUCAACUACCGCGGUGCUGGUCCGGAGGUGAUUGUUGAGGAGGCUCAAAUCAUCGAUCUUGAAAACGCAGCUUAUCUCCCUAAAGGGAGGUGCAUUAAAGGAAUGUUAGCUGGCAAUGAUAGCUGGCGCAGUCCGGAGGGCCGCUUCAAGGGCGAGCUUAACAAGCCUUCUGACAUCUUCUCCUUCGCAGCCUGCAUCUAUGAUAUGCUCAAACAAGUCAUCUUCGGAGCCGAUGAGGAUUUGCACAGACACGAAUCACAGGGUGCAUACCCUCACGUCAUUCGCUUGUAA